This is a messenger RNA of Ceratina calcarata, 9061 nucleotides long. Its product is annotated as cAMP-regulated phosphoprotein 21. The coding region runs from base 952 to 4851 and encodes 1299 amino acids. The transcript has 14 exons. The record is from RefSeq and is a predicted model, not a curated record. Lineage: Eukaryota; Metazoa; Arthropoda; Insecta; Hymenoptera; Apidae. Gene Ontology annotation, molecular function: nucleic acid binding.
AAGCGACGCGUAUCGCGCACUAGAUUGUGGCUGGUCCAGGUCUCACCUGCGUGUUCCCUCGUGCCCGUCUUUCUUUUAUCUCCUGCCACUCUUUUCGAACGAAUCGAAUCCCUGGUCUCUCUGUAAUAUCCUGUCUCUUCGAUUCUGCUUGUACCGGUAAGGGUGAAGCAAUGAUCGUGUCGGUUUGGUUCGAGGAUGGAUCAUCGUAGAGAAGACAAACGAAGGUGGUGGUUAUUCGUUUCAACAGAUGCUCGGUAGAGUACGAGGAAGGGACUGCGGGAGAAAGAGUGUAUUGCUAUUUUCGAGACGUCGUGGAGCCCGGCCAACGCGUGCGUCCGGUUCACGGUACGAAAAAAAACGAGAGAGGGAUUCGCGGGUGGAUGGUAGAUCCACGAUAGAUCCUGCGAUCGAUCCGUGGCAUCCUCCUCUCAUCGUGAGAAUCGUUCGGCGAUCAAUUCGAACCGCGCGUACGAUCGUCCAGCCGAUCGUUAACCCGCGUUAACCCUUGAUAUUUAAUUCGGAACGAAUUAAUCGGUCAUUAGUUGUCGUGAAGAAACUCGGUUUCUGUGCUUUCUCUGAGAGUUCGGUUCGGAUCGAAAGUGUUUCGUGCGAGAGAACGAUGAUCAAAGAGCGUGGGAUCUAUCGUCGAUCCGAAGCAGAGGACGAAGUUCGGGUUUAGUCAAGAGAGAAGAUGCUUCCAUCGAAGAUCUAGUGCUCUCAGUUCGUAGCAAUGAUUCCUAUACUUUGUCGAUUAAUCGUCAUGGAGAUUGGCCUCUGGAGAAUGUACGAUGUUGGAAGGUGGCCGUGCAGUGAUUUGCCUCCUUGUAUCAGCGCGACGAGCUGCACGCCACCCAAAAGAUUCACGUACUAACCCAGUUGCACCUGUUUGAACAAAAAGAUACCACCAGUUGCAGAAUCCUGCACCGUGUAACCCCAUGACGCAUUUAACACAUGGCCCGCCUGGAGAUACCAAGUAUAGUGGUGCAUAAAGGCAGCAGGUCGCACAGUCGACCUGAUAGUCCCACGGUGGUGGUGCGAGGAGGAAUGCCCUCGCUGUCGUCCACCAAGCAAGGCUUCGUCUCGAACGCGUCGUACCAGGACAGCCCAGACUCGGAUAUGAUAGACGGGAAUACUAAUCCGAAUGUCGGCUCUUCUCCAGCAUCGAACUCGCUCCAUCGCGGAGGGUCUUGCCCCUCUGAAAAAUCAGAGACGGAGAACAAGAAUUUUCGCAAUAGGACAAAUACAAAAGUGAAACUGCUGGUCAGAAGUCUUGCUAUGAGAGAGUCAGCGUCGCCUCCUAGGGACCCGCAGAACGGCUCGUCGCCGCCGCAGAGCCCGCAAUCGAUGGAUGGCGAGAAGAAGUUCGUCGGCAACCUGUCUCCUAAUUCGAACGCAAAGCUUAACAACAACGAGUCAAUGUUCAACAGCAAUCUUUGCCCGAGUCAGUCCCCGAAACAGAUGCGCAACACGGCUACGUCGCCCACCUGCCGAACUCCAUCUCGAAAUGGUCAAUCUAGUCCCUCUCAAGUUCACUCACCAAAGAAUAACACGUCACCGACGAACGGCAACAAGCAGGAUAAUCAGCGGAAGAUGGCAGGCUCGAACGUGGUUCAGAAAUGCAAUAACUGCGUGAAGAACAAUCAGAAUGACAGGCCCGGAUUGCUGCAGACGCCGCUGUCUCCGUCGAAGUCGGGCCAGGCGUUGCAGCACUCUCCGAAGAGCACGAACCUGGCCCAGAACUCGCAGAACAAUCAACAGAAGUCGGAACAGCAGCGCAGACCGAACAUGUUGAAUAUCUGCAACAACCAGUGCUCGAUGCAGUGCGGAAACACUCUGUCCGUGAGCAGACCCAGCUCGCGGCACAAGCUUAGGCAUCAGAAUUCUUCUCAGGGUAGCUUCGACAGCGCGUCCCCUUGUCUCUCGCGAGAUAGCAGUACAGAAUUGUACACGGACAGCACCGGCAUAGAUUUGGAGCAUUUCAUAGCCGAGACCAUAAAUCGUAACCAAAAGGAUCGCACGGUGCUCUUAAAAAUCGAGAAAGACUUGAUAGAGUUCGCGAAGGACAAGCAGAAGGUUAGUCACAAGUUCCCUAACAUGUCCUCUUACAAUAGGAUGUUGGUCCACCGAGUGGCGGCUUACUUCGGCAUGGAGCACAACGUAGACCAAUCCGGAUCCUGCGUGAUAGUCACCAGGACGAAGAACAUGCGGAUUCCGAACACACGGUUCAAGGAGCACAUCAGGGACGACCUGAUACUAUCGGAGGAACCACGUCGAAGCAUCCUGAAGAGAGACUCGAGCUCGUUCGAGGACAGCUUCAAUUUUAAAUCGCCCGACAGACUGUCCGGCGAUUACUGUCGUCAGAGUAAAAGUUUCGAGGAACGGGAAGAAGAAUACGAACGCGCACGACGGAGGAUAUUCAAAGACAGCGGCGAGGUCACAUCUUGGCCUUACUGGUCGUCCUCCGAGAGCUCUGACGCUUCCGCGAGGUAUCGUCUGCUCCAUCCAUCGGACCACACGAUGAGUCUAUGUUGUGCUUGUAACAGGCAAACGAAGCUCGUAAAGGGCGAGUCGUUUGACAGUCGGGAGUCCUGCCGAGGUUCGGUGCUAAGGCCAUCCGUAUCUAAGUCGUUCAGCUUCGGCGGCUACACCAGGGGCAUGCUAUCCAGGGGUGACAGCGUCACGUCUACACACAGCGCGGGAGCUCGCCUCAUGAAGCAAGAUUCAGGUGCUAGUAUGUGUUCACGGCUGAGCCCUUCGAGUAGCGGUUAUAAGUCUCAGAGCCAGCGGAGUGACGCGACGAUAUCGCCAUCACCUUCCCCGUCCCCGGUAGCGACCAUGACCUGCAGUCAUACCCAAGUAUCUAGUCAGGAUUUUGCCUCGCCGGACUCGAACAAUCAAACGGUAAUGUGGGCAGUCACUAGUAUAUCGAGCGUUCCGCCGGGUAGCAUAAUCAUAAACCCUCAAACGAAUCAACCGUACACGAAUCCGGAUGGGUCGAUCUAUCGUUUCGAUCCGGAGAAUCCUCCGAAAUUUUAUACACCUCACGAGAACGAGAGGAGCAACGUGUCGCCCGCGAAGAACAUCGAAUCAUCCGAGCCACCGAAGAUGUCGAGCAACGCGAAGACCGAGAAGAAGAAGUGUGGCAAAUACAACGGUGGUAACGCGACGGCGGUGACGCACGUGACAAACUCGGCGACGUCGCCUAGUUUGCCGUACACGCCGCCUCCCCAGCAGAAUCCGGGACCGCCGCCGCCGCCACCACCGCCACCGCAGCCACCGCAGCAGCAGCAGCAGCAACAAACUCUAGUCAAACCGCCGUCGUCGUGCAGCCACAACCAAACAGCUCAACCGUACACGACCUACGUGCCUACCUCAGAACAACCAUACAACCAGGGUGUCUAUCCGCCGUCGGUGGGACAGCAGGCUGUGAUGAUGGCCCCACACCAGGGCCAAGGAAACGUCCCGAGCAACGGCCAGGGUGACGUGUUUAACCAAAAUUCAGUUUACACGAAUUACGCGGCCGUACCUGUGCAGCAAGGACCAAUGUCUCAAACUACGGAGAUCACCGAGCUGUCCGGGUACUUCAUGGGAAUGAGUGUCUACGAUCAGAGGAUGAGCGGCGAUAAUCAUUCCACACCGCCACAAUCUUUCGCGCAACCGCAACCUAAUUCGACGAGUCAGGGGGUGCAGAGUGUGCAGACCAUGCCGCAGAAUUACUGGCAGCCACCGCCCAGCGCUGUACCGCCCCAACAGACAAUGUAUUUUGUGCCCCCGCCCGCUGCAACACUCUCGGUCAGCCAGGGUCCGGGCGAUAGGCAGCAGUUGCACCAGCAACAGAGAUUCGCGACGAACUAUUCUUUUAAUGCACAAACUAUGACUCCUCCGAGCCAAUCCAAUUCUAAUUACGUGGGCAGUUACCCUGUCCCUUACAACGCUUCGAUGCCUGGUGUAACACCCGCGCCAAGCGAUUAUACGUACCAGCCACCGGUUCACAUGGUCUCCACGUACUAUCCACCUAAUCAGGCGGCGAUCCAACCACCGCCCGUCAUGUACAGAGUACCGACGCCACCGAACACUCCCACUUCUAAUCAGAUGCCCGGGAUGCCGUUGAUGUACAUCAACUCUAGCAGCUAUCCCCCACCAACGAUAGUAUCGAAUGGAACGUUUGGUCACCAAGUCGGGCACAACGGUACAUCUCCCGCACCUCCCGCGACAUAUAUGACUCCCGCGCUGGUUCCGAAUCUUGUAUUCAGACAAAACGUUCCUGUCGUCGCUGGCGUUCGAGCUUCGACGCCGGGUAAUUCUCAGAGAACCAGCAGGUCGCCGACACCAGCGCACGAUCUGUUCGGAAGUGGGAGCGGGGACAGAAACGCACAACCACAACCACGGUACCCACUGCCAAUGUAUCAGGGUGUCCAUAUUGUGCAAGGUACGUAUUCUUUAUUCGUGCCAAUACGUCCCCGAAGAGUUACUCGAUUUAACUUUGUAUUUGACAUUUAUCUGGUUCCAGGGGACAUGAGGUUGAUGCACCCCGCGGUACCAGCCAACCCGCGGUUGCAGUACGCUCCAGUACCAUCACCACCUGUUGUUCAGGGUUGCCCACGACCGUACCGACCGCCGUCUUACUCGUCGAACACCUCGGGCGCCGGCACACCCACCUCGUUUGAUGGAAGAAAUCCGAAAAUCCGUAAACAGAGGUCCAAAGUAGCACCGUUGCCACCGACAGGCGCUCGGCCCAAUCUUUAUCAGACCCCUUCCAUGCCGUCUCUCUCGUCUAACGUGCCGAAGGAUAUCAGAGAAGGGACCGUGAAGGUGACAAUCACCCGUCGUAACCAACUGGUACAAUACUAAAAUAAUUUGGGCCAAUAUUUGGGGAAGUUGAUCAGCGCUGAACAGCGAAAUAACAAAAUGUAAAACAAAAGACAAUUUAGAAGGAGUGAUUUAUCGCUAUACACAUAGAAACACAUAACAGACGCAUCCCCCACACACGAUCCUUAUUAUUAAUAUUAGAACGAUACUUUUAAUUAAUUAUUUAAGAGGAAUGGAGUAUAAAGAAAGCACACACUGCUAGAAUAUAAAACUAAUUCACACGUUUACGAAUCGAAAAAGAAACGAACAAAAACGAAAACCACCCCAUAAAAAAAGAGAUAUUACACAUCCGUUUUGAUAAAACACCGAAGCCAAGAGUUGCAUUGAAUUCGUUCAUGGUAACUAGAAAAAAAGUAACAUCUGAAUUGAGGAGAAGUACGGCAGGAGACGUGGGAAAUAUACACUGCGUGUACAAAAGGAUAGGAUCAAUGCGUGCGUUGUUUUUUUUUGCGUAGAGCGCGAUAGACACAGUGGUACACACCGAACAGAGUUACUGAACAGAAUUUUAAACUAUUACGAUUAUUAUAUAUUAUAUAUACAGUAUAUUAUAUUAUAUCUGGAGAUAUUUUAAUCGCGGUUUUUCAGAUAAACUAUAUGAAUGUGAGAUUUACUUUUAAGGAAAGGUAAUUUUAACGUGAACGCAUUUCGGAUUCCCUGGCCCCGGCCCUAUCAGUCGCGGCCGGCCAGGGAAACCUUGAUUAAAGAAAUAUACGAGUAUCGUAAUAUACACGUUACUGAGUACGUUUACAGCCGCGAAAUAGCUGUCGAGAAUCUCUGGCUCCACGUUGCUCACCGUGAAAUAUCCGUGUACUGCCAUCGAGGACCCGCGUUUCGAUCUCGAGAGUAAAUAUUAGGGAGAGCAAAUAAAAUAAAUGCUGCCAGUCACGAUUCGAGGACAGAGUAAAAUUAUUUGCUACCUCAAUUUUAUAUAAAAACGAGAGUUCUUUCACGUUACAUCGGCCUUUUAUGAAAACGGAAUUGCGAGCUCCUAAAAGAAAGCUUUUUCAUUCUUUCCAUCGCAAUUCCAUUCGAGAGAAAUGACGAGUCGAGCGUUUGGUAUAAAUCGAAUGAUUCAUCUCGAUGAUCUUUUGUCGCCGAACGCUUCUGAUCUCUCUUAUUGUUUUGAUCGAAGUUUGCUGACAAAGAGAACACGUAAACGUAUUCAGUAGCACGGGUCUAUUAUAUCUAGUUUGACACAAGUAGUUAAGUAGCGCGAAACCAUCACAGCUUAGUGUCAAAGAGCAAAAAUACAGAAACCUGCCUCGCAUGCGUCUUUAAACGACCUUUCUUCUUUCCGUUCUAAAAUAGGGAAUUGAUACCAGACGCGUAAGUUUUACGACGAUUUAUUUUUUCGAAGAAAAGUUAAAUACGAGACGUACACACAGAAACGCAGUAACUAUGAUUCGUCUUCCAAGCUUCACAGCACGCUUCUGAAUCCUAAUAGAUGUUCGAACUACGUAAUUAGAUAUACGUAUCUACUUUUCCUGCCCUAUUAGUUACGACUUUUAUCCAGAAUCGUCAACGAAUAUUUCAAAAGCUUGAUACGGACGGCAGUUUUUUUUUUAUCUUUUAGUCGACUAGUUUGAAUUUCUGGGACUAUGGUCAUGCCCUCGUGAUUCCUUUUUCGGUCAUAGUUCCAGCAUUACCUUGAUGGUACUCUGUCAGUAGCUCUACCAAUUCCCGAUAUUGUCGAUGGUCUUGACCGAGUCGAAGAACCUGGAUGGGGUUGUCGUUGUUGCUGCUGUUGUGAUAGACCCGGUCUACGAAUGCAAAGAUUCUUGCCACUCAGAACGAGAUCAGCCAGAUCCCUUUGUUGAGGGAUUUUGGGCUGCUCAUGGAAAAUAGUUUAAUUUUCUACGAUGUUCACCGUCCUGUGUUGGUCGAGACGUUUCGACGACGAUUCUCAAUAAAAGGCGAAUACACGAGGCUAAUUACAAUGCAAGAUAAGCAAUAUAUGUAUCAGUUUGGCAGCGGUGAUGGUGACGCGUGAUCGUCGUAAUUAAUAAUGUCUCCGUCUGUGAAAAAAGUUCAUCUGCGGAUCAACGUAGAUGAUCUUCGUUCGAACGAGCCGUAAAUUCGAUCUUAAGUUUCGAUUAGAUUUUUCUCCGUUUGGUAUAACAGGAGAGGUGUACGUUGUUCCGCAUGAGAAAUAACAAGUGGAAUCCAUCCAGAAGCUUCGCUUACGGUGAUUGUACUUCAGGACGUAGGUGAAGGGUGUGCCUAUCUUUUUAUGAUAGAGAGAAACCUUUCUACCUUGUGCCAAUCGAUGUUUGGCACUUAUUCGUUAAGAAAGCGUGAUAAAUUUUUCAUGAAAACGAUGAGAAAAAUAGAUUUAAAGAUAGGGCGGGGCGAGACAGAGACCUGAAAUAAAUUAUUAGACGGACGAACGAUAUUAAACGUUUCAAUUAUAAAGAGAUGGGCGCACAACAAAGUAGUGUUUAACUGUACCUAAAAGUCGUCGUAGUGAUUAACGAGAAUAAUUGUACCUAUAAAAAUGAAAUCAGUUCACGAAUCUCUGUAAGACAAUUAACGAAAAGGGAGAGGAAGGAGUGGAUGAGAAAACAAAAAGAAAUGAAAACUGUAUCAAGAGGAACCCGCCUGCAAUUACCGUUCAUCGUUAUUCACAAGCCGUUCUGUCUGUAAUUUGAAUUGUCAAGAACGUGAUUUGCAGGCAGCGCAGCUGAACCAAAGUCAUGAUUGCAAUUGCACAGUCACGUCUAUUUAUUUUUCAUUUUGCUCGCAUACGCUUUUAUCGGAACGGUCGACGCGUCCACCGUUGCACUUCCGGUCGAUCGAUCCUAAAACCGUUUCACGUGUUCUUAUUUCUCUUUUGUAUGAAUUAACCCUUCCUCGCUGCCAUCAGACAAUGUUGUCAAGGGAGGGUGCAUCGGCGGAUGCGUCGAACAUCGUUCGGCCACAAGUGAUUUCGUAACUUCGCUAUUCUAAAAAGAAAGAAAGAAAGAAAGAAAGAAAGAGAGAAUAGAAGCGAUGAUCCGCCUUUUGUGGAGAGAAACUACGUUCACGAUCAAGAGAAAACGGGUGAUAAAUAAGUUCGCAAGACCUCACGUUCGUUUCCUACUAUUUUUGUAUGCAACAUAAGAGAAAAAAAAACAAAGGAAAUUGACAGUAGCGAGAAAAAAAAUAAAGCAGUUCGUGUGUGAGAGUGGGAGAGGAUGAAGCCGAAGGCGUGAAACGGACACGAGAACUAAACAGGAUCGAGGAUGCACUUGAUUCUUCCUGAUCACCUUCUGUUUGAUCGCCUUUAACCGCGGCCGAGAGUUGUGAUUCAUUUUUUUCGCGAUUAGUCGAUGAUUGACACCGGCCCGAUGAAACUUUCGUCCACGCGUGAACGAAUUUUCAAUUGUUAUUCGCGCGAUUCGAUGUAAGGAUAUCGGCGAGAAGCGAUAGAAAUUUCCUGGUUAGAAGAACGAUUCGAACCCGAUCGAUUAAAUAUAUUUUCUGUGGACAUUUAAUUUCUGGAAGUUCUGGCAACUUCGUUUAAUCGCUUCUCGCUCGUUCCAAGUAAUAGGAUUCGAGAUCGGUAACUACUUUUUUAUUUGAUUCUCUGCCGUUCUUUAAUUUUAUCAAGACUGUGCGGGACGCAGGAAAGACGGGUUACCGAUCUCUUUAGAUUUUAGCUGCCGCGAACUCAUCGUUACAAAGAGAAACAGAAGUUAAGAGCUUGGCAGCCCACGGUGAAUAUAUUUCAGAUCGGAACGACGGGGUUGAGAGAGCUGCAAUUCAGAUUCUCAUUAUUUUCAGCGAACUCGAUUACGUUUCUUCUUUUUUCUUUGGACAUAUCACGUGGAGCAAACGAUGGCUGUGCCUUUUAUGCUUAAUAUAUUAUAUCUUGAGUUUCCUUUCGAACUGAUUCACGUGCAGGAUAGAUUAGGCUCGUCUCUGGUCCCGCGUUUCUGAUGUUUAAUAGGGGAGAAUCAUUUAAAUAUAUUCACUCGCCACGGGCCAGUUAGGAUGACGGUCGACUCUUUGAAGUUCGGAGAAAUGAUUUCGUUUUGUUCGUCUUUUUAAUUUCAAGUUUUUGAAUUAGAAGAAACUUACGAAGAUUCAAAGAGUCGCGUCGGAGAGGAUAAUCGAAGGAAUGAGUGAGUGAGUGUGCGUGGAGAGGAAAAAGAAGUAAUAAAAAAGAAUAAACCUACGAUGGAUCGAAGGUGAAUUAGGAAUCGUAUGAUGA